This is a messenger RNA of Sceloporus undulatus (fence lizard), 2879 nucleotides long. It is a transcript of the gene PSMD5, whose product is annotated as proteasome 26S subunit, non-ATPase 5. Gene Ontology annotation, biological process: proteasome assembly. Gene Ontology annotation, cellular component: cytosol. The transcript has 10 exons. Bases 36 to 1568 code for a protein of 510 amino acids. NCBI's taxonomy places the organism in Eukaryota, Metazoa, Chordata, Lepidosauria, Squamata, Phrynosomatidae. The record is from RefSeq and is a predicted model, not a curated record.
UCCCUCCCUUCCUCCAUUUCCUUCCCUUUUUCAAAAUGGCGGCGCCGGGAGCGGAGUUUGCCUUGGAGCUUCUCGGGAGGGUCUCCUCCUCGCGGCUGGAGGAGCCCUUGGAGGAGCUCAGGGCCCUGAAGGUGGCCCUCCAGGCCUUGCCCUCCGCCGCCCUGAAAGAGCGCGGGCCCGAGUUCCCCUUGGCCGGGCUCUUCGCGCUCAUGGCUCGCGGAGACAGUGAGCAGAUCUCUCUCUGCGUCUCCAUCCUGGAGCGGUUUCUCCAAGUCAUGGACCCCUUGUACGUCAUCCAGCACUUCGGGGAAGAGCUUCAGAAAGGGCUCUUUCAUCCUGACGACUCCGUCAAAAUCCUCACAAUCUCUCAGGUUGGAAGGAUAGUCGAAGACCCAGAUGCCGUUCAAGAAAUCCUGAACACCCCUGAGUUGCUGAGGCAGGUCAUCUACUGCAUCGCUGCAGAGAAAAUAGCAGUGGCCAAGGAGGCCAUCAAGUCACUCUCAAGGGUAGCAGAAACACCUGAAGGCUUGGAAGCUUUGCUUGCAGGGAACUUGCUCAUUGACUUGAAGAAAGUUAUGGCCAAGAGUGACAUCAUACGCUAUCGUGUCUAUGAGCUAGUCAUCGGUAUUUCCUCGGUGUCUGCAGAUUCAUUGAACUACUGUGUCAACAGUGGGUUAAUAUCGGAGCUGAUUGGAGAGCUGACAGGGAAUGAUGUACUUGUCAGAGCUACCUGUAUAGAGAUGGUGACAUCGCUUGCUCAGACCCACCAUGGACGCCAGUAUCUGGCUCAGCAAGGAGUCAUUGAUAAGAUUUCCAAUAUAAUAAUCGGGGCUGACUCAGAUCCCUUCUCAGGCUUCUACUUGCCAGGCUUUGUGAAAUUUUUUGGCAACCUGGUUAUAGUUGACAGCCCCCAGCAGAUCUGCGAGAGAUACCCUGCCUUUGUGGACAAAGUCUUUGGCAUGGCAGAAGGGCAGGACCCGACCAUGUUUGGUGUAGGAGUGGACACCCUUGGGAUCUUGGGAUCCAAUGUGGAGGGGAAGCUGGUGUUGGAAAAGAAAGGAAGUAGAUUCCACAGCGUGCUAAACAGAAUAGGACACCAGUCAAAGAAUGCCCCGACGGAGUUGAGAAUCCGGUGUCUGGAUGCCAUUUCAUCUCUUUUGUACCUGAUGCUGGAUCAUCAGACAGAAGACCUUCUGGGGAUGACAGAAUCCUGGUUCUCUUCUCUCGCCAGCCAGCCCUUGGAGCUUUUCAGAAGCAUCAGUACACAGCCAUUCCCUGACCUCCACUGUGCUGCUUUGAGGGUGUUCACGGCUAUUGCUAACCAACCCUGGGCCCAGAGGCUGAUGAUAGCCAGCCCUGGCUUUGUGGAAUACAUCGUGGACCGGUCAGUGGAGCCAGACAAAGCCUCUAAGGAAGCGAAGUAUGAAUUGGUGAAGGCCUUAGCCAGUUCAAAGACCAUUGCUGAAAUCUUUGGGAACCAGCAUUACUUAAGGCUUCGAGCUUACCUGCAUGAAGGGCCUUAUUAUGUCAAGGCUGUUUCAACCACGGCUGUGGAGGGAGCUGAAUAACGUUCAGAAGACUGGCUUUAAAUCGCUCUCUGGUAAACCCAGAGGUGGCAAGACUAUCUUGGCCCUUCUUGACAGGGUUUGACUUUGUGAGCAAGAAGGGGAAAGGGAAAAAAAAAUCUGAGGAAGGAAUUGGCUUUGGUAGUUUGACUUUGAAAUGAGAGAUAAAUGGGUACAAAUGAUGUGACGAAAGAGAGACAGAGAGGGACAUUCUGUCUUCCAUGAUCCAGUUGAAAGAAUAUGUUUACCUUUAAAACUGACCAAGCUUCUAAGUGCAGCUUACUUUGAAGCAAAUUGUGGAGGAAUUUGGUUCCCAGUUAGAUGGUCAUGAUCCAGCGCCCUAUAGUGUGUGUUCUCAAUUUUGGCUCAAAUCUUUGGGUGUGGAGUACUCUGGGCUCUUAAACUGAGAGUUAUUUUACUGUGUUGGAAAGUAGCUUUGCUAAAAGUUCUACUGUUUUAGUAAGAUGGAGGCAUUUCUUUCAUCUGUGAGGGGGCCGUGAUCUCUAUUUCAUCCUGCUUUGAAUUAUUUCAUCAGGCUCAUCUUGAGACGCGAGUGUGUACACUUGAUACCCGUGUUCGCAAACACAGGUUUUGAUCUCGUGGUUUGUUCACACUUCAGUUUCAAGUGUGUGCUUAACUGUCCCUUUGGAUGUGUACUUAAAAUAGCCUUGCAUCGUAUUGACUUUUUGGACCAGAAUAAAGGUUGCCAAACAAGGUAAACAACGAAUAUCGAUGCCCAUGUGUAAUUUGAAGUGGUUGAAUUUGCUACCAUGUAAUAUUUCUUGGUUGUAGUUUUUGGCAUGAGUGUCCACUUUAUAUAUUUUGGAUAUGCAUUGCAUCAUUUUGAAACUCUUUGCAAAUAACAUAUAUGUGCCAACAUCACUGUGUUUGCUCAUUUGCAGUCUACAGUCAGCCGUCCACAUUUGCAGCUUUGACUUUUGCAGAUCUGAUUAUUCAUGGAUUUGAUUAAUAAGUUCUAACUAGAAAUCUUUAGGUAUUCCAACCAGAUGUUGAUGGUAAGAGUUGUGCUGAAGGACCUAGAGAUUCCUAGAGAGAACACUUCUCUAGGCUUUUAUAGGUUCUCCCGCUUGGUGGUCCAAUUCGGUUAGGUUGACCUAAAACUGUCCAAACCAAAUUUUCGUCUAUCAUUAGUUAGAAACUGAUUGCUUUGUGCUGUUUCUGCCAAUUCAAAUUUGAGCCUCUUAAAUGUAAAAAGCGACACUCAUGCAUUAACUGUCUUUACCUGCCUGAGCUGUAUGUAAUGAAGGGAUUAAAAAAGGAGAGAAGUAGUCUUCCUUUCAAUUUUGAAACAAA